AUGGCCGGCGACGGCGAGGGGGCCGGCGACGGCGAGGGGGCCGCCGCCUUUGCGGCGGCGAAGGCGGAGUGGCUCGGCGGGUCUGGUGGCCUGCCGCUGCUGCGGUGGUGGCGCGCGUCGGGCGGCGGCGAGCUGCUGCGGGGCUGGGACGCGGUGCGCGCCGGGGCCGUGGCGCCGGCGCUCGCGGCGGUGUCGGGCGCGUGCCUCGCCAUGUCGGCCAUGCUGCUCGCCGAGGCCGUGUUCAUGGCCGCCGCCAGCCUCGUGCGGCGCCGCCCCGAGCGGCGGUACAGCGCGGGCCCGCUCGGCGCCCAGGACGGCGAGGACGAGGAGCGCGGCCUCCUCGGCUACCCCAUGGUGCUCGUCCAAAUCCCCAUGUACAACGAGAGAGAGGUGUACAAGCUUUCGAUUGGAGCAGCGUGCGGGCUGUCGUGGCCGUCGGAUAGGGUCAUCGUACAGGUUCUGGACGAUUCCACGGAUCCAACGAUCAAGGAUCUGGUGGAGCUGGAAUGCAAAAUUUGGGCUAAGAAAGGCAAGAACGUAAAAUACGAGGUCAGAAACAAUCGAGAAGGAUACAAGGCUGGUGCACUGAAAGAGGGGAUGCUGCAUGCUUAUGUCCAACAGUGUGAUUUCCUCGCUGUAUUUGAUGCCGAUUUCCAACCGGAACCCGACUUCCUCAUGAGAACCAUCCCAUAUCUCGCACGUAAUCCACAAAUUGCUCUUGUUCAAGCACGCUGGGAGUUCGUUAAUCCCAAUGAAUGCCUGAUGACAAGGAUACAAAAGAUGACACUAGAUUAUCACUUUAAAGUAGAGCAGGAGGCAGGUUCAUCCACAUUUGCCUUCUUUGGUUUUAAUGGAACUGCUGGGGUAUGGAGAAUUUCUGCCAUCAAGGAAGCUGGGGGCUGGGAUGAUCGAACCACAGUUGAAGACAUGGAUUUGGCAGUCAGAGCAGGCUUGAAAGGAUGGAAAUUUGUCUAUGUUGGCGAUGUCAAGGUAAAAAGUGAACUGCCAAGCAAUCUGAAGGCAUAUCGCCGUCAACAGCACCGUUGGACAUGUGGGGCAGCAAAUUUAUUCCGAAAGAUGGGAGCAGAGAUAUUGCUUACUAAGGAGGUGUCACUUUGGUGGAAGCUUUAUUUGCUAUACAGCUUCUUCUUGGUGAGGAAGGUUGUUGCUCAUGUGCUACCUUUCGUGCUCUACUGUGUAGUGAUCCCAUUUUCGGUGCUAAUUCCUGAGAUCAAAAUUCCUGCUUGGGGGGUGGUUUAUAUUCCAACAGCAAUAACCAUUCUAUACGCCGUCCGAAAUCCAAGUUCUAUCCACUUCAUACCAUUCUGGAUCCUCUUUGAGAAUGUCAUGUCUUUUCACCGAACAAAGGCAACGUUCAUCGGUUUGCUGGAGUUGGGAAGCGUAAACGAGUGGGUGGUCACGGAGAAGCUUGGCAGUGUAAGCAAUACAAAGCCAGUGCCUCAGAUACUUGAAAGGCCUCGCUGCAGGUUUUGGGACAGAUGGACAGUGUCAGAACUUCUGUUUGCUGUGUUCCUUUUCGUUUGUGCGACCUACAACUUGGUGUAUGGAAGCGACUUCUAUUUCAUCUAUAUAUAUCUGCAGGCUAUAACAUUUAUCAUUGUGGGCACUGGUUUCUGCGGAACCUCUAACUCAUAG
Messenger RNA from Triticum turgidum subsp. durum (durum wheat), 1656 nucleotides. The record is from the annotation of a GenBank genome assembly. Lineage: Eukaryota; Viridiplantae; Streptophyta; Magnoliopsida; Poales; Poaceae.